Molecule: messenger RNA, 690 nt
Organism: Thyridium curvatum
Lineage: Eukaryota; Fungi; Ascomycota; Sordariomycetes; Thyridiales; Thyridiaceae
Exons: 7
Coding region: 1-690 (229 amino acids)
Biological process (GO): ubiquitin-dependent protein catabolic process; protein polyubiquitination
Cellular component (GO): nucleus
Molecular function (GO): ubiquitin conjugating enzyme activity
Source: RefSeq, a predicted model, not a curated record
AUGUCGAGUCCACGGCGCAGAAUUGAGACAGAUGUCAUGAAGAUGUACGACCUCGACGAUCCCUCGCACGAAUCCCCCCGCGUACUGACAGAAGCAUCUUGUAGGCUUAUGAGCGACUACGAGGUUACCUUGGUGAAUGACAACAUGUAUGGCCACCUAUUCACUCAUUUUCCCCCCCUUUCGGAACCCGAUUUUGACAUCCAUGGAACGCCAGGCAAGAGUUCUAUGUCCGUUUCAAGGGACCCGCAGAGACAAGCCCCCUUCGAGGGAGGAGUGUGGAAGGUCCACGUCGAGCUCCCCGACCAGUACCCGUACCGAUCCCCUAGCAUUGGAUUCGUCAACCGCAUCUUCCACCCCAAUAUCGAUGAGCUGUCCGGAUCUGUCUGCCUCGAUGUCAUCAACCAGACUUGGUCGCCCAUGUACGACAUGAUCAACAUCUUUGAGGUCUUCCUGCCCCAGCUUCUCCGCUACCCGAACCCGACCGAUCCUCUGAACGGCGAGGCAGCUGCGCUGCUCAUGCGGGAACCCAAGAGCUAUGAUGCAAAGGUCAAGGAGUAUGUUCUGAGGUAUGCGAAUAAGGACGCAGCCGACGAAGCAGGUGCCGAGAGCGAGGACGACGACGACAUGUCCUCAGUGGCCAGCUUUGGCGACGAGGACGACGAGCCGGCCGGACAGAUGGACGACGUAUGA